AUGCCGGCAUGGCUACAGGCCGAGAGCACGCCGAUGAAGGUGACAUCGUCGGGGGCCACGCCGGAUUUCUUCAUCCUUUCAAAGACAGCGACGGCUUCUCUGCCAUGGCCGUGCAUGGCGAGACCGUCGAUCACCGAGGUCCACGAGACGAUGCUCUUCUGCGGCAUGAGAUCGAAAAGCUUGACGGCACCUUUAAUGUCGCCGCACUUGGCGAGGGCGUUCACCUGGGCGUUGCAGAGCUCCAGAGUCUUCGGGACGCUCUCCCUGUCUAUGUAG
Spirodela intermedia is the source of this 276-nucleotide messenger RNA. The record is from the annotation of a GenBank genome assembly. Lineage: Eukaryota; Viridiplantae; Streptophyta; Magnoliopsida; Alismatales; Araceae.